This is a messenger RNA of Sorex fumeus (smoky shrew), 1409 nucleotides long. RefSeq names its product DENN domain containing 10 (gene DENND10). The coding region runs from base 36 to 1109 and encodes 357 amino acids. Gene Ontology annotation, biological process: regulation of early endosome to late endosome transport; protein transport. Gene Ontology annotation, molecular function: guanyl-nucleotide exchange factor activity; small GTPase binding. Gene Ontology annotation, cellular component: late endosome. The transcript is spliced from 9 exons. NCBI's taxonomy places the organism in Eukaryota, Metazoa, Chordata, Mammalia, Eulipotyphla, Soricidae. The record is from RefSeq and is a predicted model, not a curated record.
GGCGGCGGCGGCGGCGGCAGCGGCGGCGGCGGAAGAUGGCAGCGGCCGAGGCGGCGGACCCGCAGCUGAUGCUCGGAGUCGGGCUGAUCGAAAAGGACACGAACGGGGAAGUUCUGUGGGCCUGGUGCUACCCCUCCACCACGGCGAGCACCCGGGCCCUGCUGCUGAGGAAAUGCUGCCUGACGGACGAGAACAAACUCCUCCACCCCUUCGUCUUUGGUCAGUACCGUAGAAUGUGGUUUUACAUCACCACAGCCGAGGUGCCAGACUCUUCAGUUUUGAAAAAGGUGACUCACUUUUCUAUUGUUCUGACCGCCAAAGAUUUUAACCCAGAGAAAUAUGCCGCCUUCACUAGGACAUUGUGUAGAAUGUAUGUGAAGCACGGAACCCCGGUGCGGAUGAUGGAGAGCUACAUCGCCGUGCUCACCAAGGGCGCCUGCCAGAGUGAGGAGAACGGCUCUUUCCUCAGCAAGGACUUCUCUGCCCGCAAGGCCUACCUGGCGGGCUCCAUCAAAGAUAUUGUAUCCCAGUUUGGAAUGGAAACCGUUAUCUUACAUACCGCACUGAUGAUCAAGAAGAGGAUCGUCGUCUAUCACCCCAAAAUAGAAGCCGUCCAGGAGUUUACAAGGACUCUGCCUGCCCUGGUGUGGCACCGACAGGACUGGAGCAUCCUGCACCCUUUCGUGCACCUCCAGGCGGAGGAGCUGGAAGCCCUGCAGGCGUGCACAGGCUACGUGGCCGGCUUUGUGGACCCCGAGGUGAGCCACCGGUCAGACCUCUACGACGUGUUCGUGAACCUCGCGGACCGUGAGAUCAGCAUCGCGCCUUCCGCUAAAGAGGCCAUGACGAUGGGCAAACUGCACAGAGAGGUGGCUCAGCUCAUCGUGGAGUCGGCGGAGGACCCGGAGAAAUCCGACGGCGAAGUCAUCCAGGAUAUUUCCCAAAAGACCCGAGAAGUCCUCGCCAUCCUGAUGCCGUUCUCAGAGGCCUCUGGCGACGGAGGGAAGCGGGUGCUCAACUUGGAAGCGCUGAAGCAGAGGCGGUUCCCGUCGGCCACCGAGAACUUCCUCUGCCACCUCGCAGCGGCCGAACAGAUGCUGAAAAUCUGACCGUGCCCAGCCGGCCCGCUCGCCGUGCUCCUGAGACCGUGUGACGUCAAGUAACACAGGAAUGUUCCAGUUCUCACAAUCCGUUGGCAAGAAUGGGCAAUCCAACUUGAGAAAAAAGCACUGAAACACGUAUGAGAAACACUCUCGGCUCUCUGGCGUGGGUCCCCUGCCUCCCACUGGGGCGGGUGAGGCGCGGCCAGGCGUCACUCUCCGACGGCCCCGGGCCGGGGGUGCUGUGCCCCACGUCGGGGCCUCCUGCAAACCGCCCGCAGACCCGAAGCCUUCCUUGCGCCGAAGGUC